Molecule: messenger RNA, 687 nt
Organism: Aphanomyces astaci
Lineage: Eukaryota; Oomycota; Saprolegniomycetes; Saprolegniales; Verrucalvaceae
Exons: 4
Coding region: 1-687 (228 amino acids)
Source: RefSeq, a predicted model, not a curated record
AUGCCAUGCAAAAAGCCUCUGGGCAAAUACCUCAAGGAUCCCUUGGAGUCAGACCGCUCCACGCACGCCCAUGGCUACGCCGAGGAAGACGACCUAGUGGCACGGUCGUACAUCAAGCUGAUUAUCCACAAGGAUCAGGUCAAGUAUGUUAGCAAGACGCAGACAAAAUACGAUACCUGGCAGGCGCUCAAGGACAUCCACGAAGGAGCCUCCACAACUUACCUGCUCACACUGAUGACGGAGAUCAACAACCCCCGCUGGACCAGCGACUACUGCGAGCUCUUCCGCAAGCUCGAAGCUGCCGGCGACUUGAUCCGAGAGUGCGCCAAUGCAACGAAGCUCUUGGUACUGAUGCCCGAACAGUUCCACAACACAGUGUUGCACAUCAACCGCAACCACUCAACCCAGCCCAAGUACAAGACCCGAGCUGCGAGCCGACCACGAACUCCAAUUCUUCCGACUGGAGCCGGCCAAGCACAUCGGACCAACGAUGUGGCGUUCCAGGCAAACCGCAGAAAACACGUGCUUCUACUGCACGAAGCCCGGUCAUUGUUCAAAACCCAACUCCAAAUGGCUACCUACGCGUCGGACGGAACCAAAUCUAGCGCCGAGGUCGAGCGGGUCGCGGCAGGGGAAACAACCGACAAGAUCACGCCCACGACGCCGCAGAAGAAAUCUUCUUCCUAA